Molecule: messenger RNA, 1401 nt
Organism: Ophidiomyces ophidiicola
Lineage: Eukaryota; Fungi; Ascomycota; Eurotiomycetes; Onygenales; Onygenaceae
Exons: 2
Coding region: 1-1401 (466 amino acids)
Source: RefSeq, a predicted model, not a curated record
AUGGCGUAUGCACGGCGCCGCCUGUCGAUUUUGGCGAUAUUUCUUGUGUUGGUUGGGGCGCUUGUUUUUGUUCUGUGGUUUGGCGUAAAUUCUGACAAGGACAAUAUACACCCACUUCUCACACAAUUGAUACCCGCGGGGCACUGCACAUGUGAAUCGUCGACAACUUUCAACUGCACUAGCUGCUCGAAAGCGAUUGCCCCAGUCACUUUACGACCAUCGGAUCCUGUUUGGAAGUUCCAAUAUGGUAAAGACGGCCAGAACGUGAACCUCGACAGCGCACAGUGCAGAGCCUCGUUCCCAGGCCUUUUCGAAGACGUUGACCGUGCUGUUGCAUUCUGGAAAUCCCAUGGCAAUGUGUCAACACACAAUCUAGAUAAUGUAACUCUACGACGAGGAAUGGCAAGAGCAAUGAUUCAUGACCAGGAGCUGUAUGUAGUCGCAUCUCAGGCUGCGCAAGAGGACCACCGGCGAAAGAUUCUAGCAGUGUUGAGUUCGAUCCAUCGAGCUCUUGCGGCUGGUCAUGCCACUCCCAACAUCGAGUUCAUUUUUUCCGUUGAAGACAAGGUCGAAGACAUCGCCGGACCUGGCCAUCCGCUAUGGGUGCUUGCUCGAAAAGCGACUGAGGAAUCUGUAUGGUUGAUGCCUGAUUUUGGCUUCUGGGCGUGGGAUAACCUAUCCAAUUCAAUCGGGCCUUACAACCAGGUUGUAAGGAAUGCUAAACGCCUGGAAGAGAACCUACCGUGGUCUCUCAAGAUUAAAAAGGUUGUCUGGAGAGGGAAACUGAGUUUUGCGCCAAAACUGCGACGGGCGCUCCUUCAGAUCGCACGGGACCAGCCAUGGGGUGACGUGAAGGAGCUCGUCUGGAGCCGUAAGGACAAUUUUAUUGGCAUGGAGGAUCAUUGCAAGUACCAGUUUAUAGCCCACGUUGAAGGCCGGGCUUUCUCAUCGUCUCUGAAAUACCGCCAGGCAUGCCGCUCUGUUAUUAUUGUCCACAAGCUACAAUAUAUUCAGCAUCAUCACUAUCUUCUGCAAGCAGAAGGCCCGGAACAAAAUUAUGUGGAGGUAGAGAGAGACUUUGCAGACCUGCCGGAGAAAAUCAAUAUCCUAUUAGCUGACACAGCCCUCGCUGAGCGGAUAGCGAAUAACAGUGUGAAAACUUUCCGGGAACGUUAUCUCACCAAAGCUGCAGAGGCCUGCUAUUGGCGAGAGCUUUGGGUCGGUUGGGCAAAGGUCGCAUCAGAAGAUGGCAAAUUCGAGAGAAAGGGUCUGAGAUAUGAGUCAUUUAUUUUGCUGGAAUCAAAGGCCAUGAUGAUGUUUCCGCCAAUAGCUAAGGGAUCUGUCCAUUCUCUUAGGUCACUUUCAAUAAAAUCAGAGAAAACUUGCCCAAUUUAUGGGUAG